UGUUGCAGUGCCUGAAUUUCGUGCAAGGGAGGAUCUCAUUCGGCAACUUGAAAACUGUGUGCAGGAGCGGAAUGAAGUAAUUGACAAAUUAGAAACAAAUCUGAAAGUGGCUGAGAUGGCACUGACGUCAGCCGUUUAUCAGUUGUCAACGAAUAACUGCCAGCAAGCUGGUUUUAAUAGUGGCGAACUUCAUGCUUUCCAUAGUAUCUGGUCGAAGGCAUGCUUUCCUCUUAUCGCUUCCACAAGUAUCACCUCUCACUUUUAAGU
Molecule: messenger RNA, 267 nt
Organism: Strongylus vulgaris
Lineage: Eukaryota; Metazoa; Nematoda; Chromadorea; Rhabditida; Strongylidae
Source: the annotation of a GenBank genome assembly